Gigantopelta aegis is the source of this 1118-nucleotide messenger RNA. RefSeq names its product telomerase Cajal body protein 1-like. The record is from RefSeq and is a predicted model, not a curated record. Gene Ontology annotation, cellular component: Cajal body. The coding region runs from base 131 to 424 and encodes 97 amino acids. The transcript is spliced from 2 exons. Gene Ontology annotation, molecular function: RNA binding; protein binding. Lineage: Eukaryota; Metazoa; Mollusca; Gastropoda; Neomphalida; Peltospiridae. Gene Ontology annotation, biological process: Cajal body organization.
GCAGUGGGAUAAAAAAAAUAUAAUAAUAAUAAAACAAAAUUUAAAUUAUUUUGCCCAAAAUCUUAUUUAAUUUUCACUGCUUGAUUGUUGUUGUUGUUUUUUCUUUUUUCCCAGUUCGGGUCGCUUUCUAAUGUCGGGUAACAACAGCGGUGACGUUACGGUGUGGGACACGAUCGAGCCACCGAAGAAAGUGUUCUCCAAUACUGACCCCGCUCUGGAGCCCAUCCUGACACACAAGGCACACGAGGACGCUGUCAAUGGAAUCAGUGUUCAUCCAAGUCUUCCUCUGUUUGCAACAUCAUCUGGGCAACGUCAUUUCACCCUCCAAGGCGACAGCAGUGACUCUGAUACCGAGGAGAGCGGCAUAACAUCCGCUACAAACCGCUAUGAUAACAGUUUGCGUAUUUGGUCCUGUAACUCAUGAUCAAGGCCAUGUAUUUCUUCUUCUCACUAUUCCAACCAGUUCCCCAUGACUAGUAUUUCAAAUUGCCUAGCAAGUUGUGAGUGAUGGAAAAUGAAUAAUUUUCUUUAAAAUUCAUAACUUUAUUAUACUGAUGUGGUGUUAUAAAUGGGCUAUUUCUCGUUCCAGCCAGUGCACCACUACUGGUAUAUCAACGGUUGUGGUAUGUGCUGUCAUGUCCGUGGGAUGGUAAAUAUAAAAGAUUCCUUGCUACUACUAAAAAAAAAGUGGCGGGUUUCAUCCAUUGUUCUGUUCGCAUGACAGUUACGCAACUUUGAAAUCACGAGAACCACCAAUCGGUUAUGUGGUGAACAACUUUAUUUUAAAAUUAAAAGUUCCAUAUAUCGGUAAUGAAAGUGAAUAUUUUUGAACCACCAAUGUAACACAGAACCAUAGUUGAAGUGUUUUAGGCCUAACUCAUUGGUUUCGAGAACUAUAUUCACGUAACCAAACAAUCGGUUACCUAAGUAAAACUCACGUGAACUGACUUCUGGUUACCUAAGAUUUUGAAAUAUUGUCCUCUGGGUUUCCUCACUAAGACUACAUGUCAAAAUUACCAACUGUUUGACAUCCAAGAGUUGUGAAAAUGGUGGCAUCCAUGUCAGUAUUUUCUACUUUGUGCGCAAAGUAAGAAUAUUUAAUAAAUACAUAUAUAAUA